GAUUGAGUUCUCUGAACUUUGCAGCUUUGAAGUUUGAACCGUCGAAUUUCAUUACCUGCUAAAGACCACAAUUUUGAAAAAUGGGGUUUGAACUGAUUAUGAUAGUUUUCGACCUCCUGAAACCAUUGGUUAACAUAUUUUUGACCAAAACCUACAAAAAGCCAUUGAAAAACUGAGUUUAAAAUACCAUUUUGUGUCAAAACCUACUGAGCGCCGUUUUUCUCUGUUUCCAAAACCUACUAAAGCAAUAUUUUCUUUCAAAACCUGCUAAAUCCUAUCAAAAUUGCUAGAAUUCUGAGUGAAACUGAAUCAAAAAGACAUUUUAACGAAUUUUAAUAAUUUUUUUGAUUAGAUUGAGUAGCUAUAGUCACAAAGCCAACAUAUAUUUAAAAAAUCUACAAAAUAUUCCGCCAACUUUUGCCGCAAAAUAGUGAAUUGUUUUCAUGGUGAGUAAGUUCGUGAAUCAUUUUUUUUGAAAAUUCAAACGUUUAUUAAAAAGUUACAAUUAUGGAAAAUAAUUUAGAAGAAGAUGAUGAAUAUUGCGCAUCUGCCCAAGUCACAACAGAACAUUCGAGAAAACGACGAGGUAAUCCAGCAAUGUGGAAACGAAAUCAAGCUAAAAAGGCAAAAAGAGAAUUAAGAAACAAUGGUUGCAUUUUAAAGUGCAAGCACGAUAGUGAAAGUAACCAUUGUAAGGUGAGAACCAUCGAUAUCGAUCUAAUUUACAAUUUUCAUAAGCAAUUUCAAUCGAUCGAAAGUGCUCCAGAAAGGAGGAAAUUUUUACAGAGGUGUAUUUCUCUGAAUAGCGUUGCGCGCACCAGAGUGAAAGAUGAGAAUAGAGUGCGAAGAUCCCGUAAUUACACAAUCGAAUGCUCUAUUCAGACAGACACAGGCCGCAUUAAAGUCUGUAAAACUGUUUUCUGCUCUAUUCUAAGUAUUGGCCGAGCAACUUUAGACCUUGCUGCGGAGACGUUCAUGUUGCCAAGUGAUCAGUGCGUUGAGAAGCGAGGUGGCUCCGAACCAAAAUUGACAGCUUUAAAAGAUGCUGUGAUCGAGCAUAUCAAAUCAUUCAAAGUGCGAGAACGUCAUUAUGGUCGAAAUGAUACAGUUGGACGAGUAUACUUACCAUGUGAAUUAAACAUUGUUGAAAUGCACAAAAUGUUCUUGGAAAAGUAUCCUGAUUUUAAAGACUGCAAGUAUUCGUUUUACAGAGAUGUAUUCCGUUAUAAUUUCAAUAUUGGCUUCGGUAGUAUUCGAAAAGAUAGUUGUGCAACAUGCGAGCAGUAUAAGAAUUUAUUGAAGAAUUCCGAUGAAAUUAAUCGUACUGAAUACAAUUAUGGAAGCCGGAGAGAAAUCCUACUGGAAAGAGGCCUUCACAGGAUCCGUUCGAAACGAUUUUUCAAGGAAUUGAAUCUUUUGCCGGCUGAUACGAUAACCAUCAACUUUGAUCUUAUGGCAAAUCAAGUACUACCCAAAACACCCAUCUCCGACGCAUUUUACAGUCGUCAGAUCUCUUAUCACACCUUUGGAAUCAUCAUUCAUAAAAAAAAACAGCCAAAGGAAUCUGUUCUCGAUAAAACAACCAUGUUCUUCUACAGGUGGUUAGAAACAGAAUACGGUCGUGGAAGUAAUGAAAUUGUAUCGUGUCUGAUUCACUUCUUAUCAACUACUCUCUUACCGAUUCUACGAGCUCAAAAUAUCCAUAAACUCAGAUUCUUCAGUGACUCUUGUACUGGGCAAAAUAAAAAUUACUCGGCUGUAACUACGUUGAUGGAUUUCUGUCUUCGAAAUGAAUUGGAGUUUGAAUGGUUUUUUCCGGUAAGGGGUCACUCCUACAUGCCUGCUGAUCGCUCGUUUGGACUAAUAGAACAAGGCAUGAAGAAAUUGGAUACAAUUAUCAAUCCAGAAGAAUACGAUUCGAUUAUCCGCAAUAAAGGCAAUUUGGUUAUAGUUGGCACCGAUGACGUUCCUAUUAAAGAUUAUCAAACCGCGACGUCGAAGAUUUUAAAAACUAAUAAAGGUUUUCUGAUAUCCGAAGUCAAGGUAAUUUCAUACGAUUCGAAAGAUCCGUACGUGAUAAGAAGCCGCAGUAGCUACUCAGGACUUCCCACCUCGAGCGUAAUGUUUAAAAAACCUGAAAUGAAGAAAAAGACUCCGAAGAAUCUUCUUACUCGCGUUCCAAUUGUGGAAAAGAAAAACCGAGCAUCAGCGGCUAAGAUUAAAGACGUCAGAAAGCUUAUGAGUAAGCUGAAAAUUAGAUCACCGUUCUAUGAAAAACUGUUUGCCGAUGAAAACAUCCUCGAUGAUGGAAAUGACGAAGACGAAGAAAAUGAUGAAGCUAUCACCUCUCGAAAUGAAGAUUUAUUCUAGAUUUUGUUUUUAAAAAUAACGACUUCGUAUUAUUUUUAAUCAUAUACUUUUAAAAUUAAUUUAGAUCUUAGCAUUGAGAAUAAUUUACUGUUAUUCAUCGAUCGAAUACGUAGCUGAUAAAAAUAUAGCCGCCGGAGAUUC
This is a messenger RNA of Planococcus citri (citrus mealybug), 2511 nucleotides long. RefSeq lists its product as uncharacterized. The record is from RefSeq and is a predicted model, not a curated record. Bases 508 to 2370 code for a protein of 620 amino acids. NCBI's taxonomy places the organism in Eukaryota, Metazoa, Arthropoda, Insecta, Hemiptera, Pseudococcidae. The transcript has 3 exons.